Messenger RNA from Cladocopium goreaui, 970 nucleotides. NCBI's taxonomy places the organism in Eukaryota, Dinophyceae, Suessiales, Symbiodiniaceae. The record is from the annotation of a GenBank genome assembly.
AUGGCGCACGCCCUGCUGCAGCCCACUGCAGUUCUGGUGGGCGAGACCGACUGCGCGCCGGACGCCUUUGCCGCCCGCUGCCUGCUGUCGGAGGGGGUUGCCUUCUUGGUGCGGGCUGCAUCGUUGAAGCCAGAGAAGGUGGCUCCGUUGCGACGCCGACGUUUUCGCAAGGCCUUUGCAAAGCACAAAGACCAAAUCAAAGCCGCCGUCUCUGCCGAGCCAGAGGUGUUCCAGCAGCUGGGCCGCUGGUUGGGCAUCAUGGAUGCAUGGUAUGAGCAGAUGCCUGUGCUGAUGGAUCUCUGUUUGUUGCGUGAUGCCCUGGCCCAGCAUUUGCUGCCGCUGGCAGCCUGGGGUCUGCGGCCCCACCGGCGUCCCAUCCUGGGGCGGGUCAUGCCGCCACCGGAUCCUCCAGAUGCCGUGCUGCGAGACCCUGAGAUCCAGGAGCAGCUGAUGCGGUACUUCGCGGCAGCACCACCCUCACCGGCCGCCCCAGCCUCGCCUGCGAAUGGUGAAGGAUACCCGGCGGAGGUGGAUGCCACUGAGCCCCCGAGGCUAAGCGAGAAAAUCCUGGCAGGGGCACCAGAGGUGCAGGUGGCACCACCAGUGGCACCAGCGGCACCAGUGGCUCCAGUGGCACCAGUGGCACCAGUGGCACCGCUCACACCCAUUUUGAUGGGACGGUUGAGAGAUCCAGAGGAGCAUGACCAGAAGCCGCAGAUUCAUGGUGAUGAUCGACAUGCAGAAAGUGAUUCUGGAACCUUGGACUAUUCUACUGAUGAGGAAGAUGCAGAGGCCAGCACCUCACCUGCCGGUGAAAUUGGCUUCCAGCGAAUCUUGGCUCCAGUUUUGACUUAAUCUCGUUUCACGCCUUGAAUGUUUCUUGGAGUGACAACUGAGCACUCCUUGCAUGAACAGCUGCAGUGGCAGGCUGGCCUGUACAAAGAAUGCAUGAUUACAUGGAACCGUUUUG